Molecule: messenger RNA, 1290 nt
Organism: Akanthomyces muscarius
Lineage: Eukaryota; Fungi; Ascomycota; Sordariomycetes; Hypocreales; Cordycipitaceae
Exons: 2
Coding region: 1-1290 (429 amino acids)
Biological process (GO): L-serine biosynthetic process
Cellular component (GO): cytoplasm
Molecular function (GO): O-phospho-L-serine:2-oxoglutarate transaminase activity; pyridoxal phosphate binding
Source: RefSeq, a predicted model, not a curated record
AUGCCUUCCAGAGAAGAAAUCACAUACUUUGGCGCCGGCCCGGCCCUGCUCCCCCAGGACGUCCUCGAGACGGCCUCGCAGGCGCUGCUCAACUUCCAGGACACGGGCCUGGGCAUCGCCGAGCACUCGCACCGCUCCGCGCUCGCCACCAAGAUUAUCGACGAGGCCAAGGCCGACCUGGCCACGUACCUCGACAUCCCCGAGGACUACGAGAUUCUCUUCAUGCAGGGCGGUGGCUCUGGCGAGUUCUCAGCUGUCGUCUACAACCUCGUCGGCGCCUGGGUCGCCCGCAAGCGCCGCGCGCUCUUUGCCAAGCUCAAAAAGUCCGAGACGGACGAGGCCAACGACCCGGCCCUGAUGCAGGAGCUGCGAUCCGCCAUCGACCACGAGCUCAAGCUCGACUACAUCAUCACUGGUGGCUGGUCGCAAAAGGCCGCCGCCGAGGCUGCCCGCCUGCUCGGCCCGCACCACGUCAAUGUUGUUGCCGACGGCCGCGGCGAGGACGGCAAGUUUGGCAGCAUCCCGGAGGAGUCGACCUGGAAGCUCUCCAAGGAUGCGGCGCUGGUGUAUCAUUGCUCAAACGAGACAGUGGACGGCGUCGAGUUCCAAGAAUUCCCCCAGUCGCUUGCUCCUGGCCCUGACGGCGAGGGCCCCAUUGUCGUCGCCGACAUGUCGUCCAACAUCCUCUCCCGCCGCAUUCCUGUGCGCAACUACUCGCUCAUCUUCUUUGGUGCGCAGAAGAACCUUGGCUCGACAGGCAUCACUGUCGUCGUCAUCAAGAAGAGCUUGCUUGCGCCCAAGCUACCUCAGCCGUCGGCGACUCUAAUGCGCAACAUGGGUCUCCCCAUUCCUCCCAUUAUUUUCUCUUAUGAGACCAUUGCCAAGAAUAACAGCUUGUAUAACACGUUGAGCAUUUUUGAUGUCUACAUCGCCGGCCAAGUCUUGAAGAAACUUCUCAGCACCUACCCCAACCGCGUUGAGGGCCAGGAGCAGGUUUCUGCCAAAAAGGCUGAGCUCGUCUACGGCGCUCUCGAUGCCCACCCUGAUGUCUACAAGGUUGUUCCCCACAAGAAUGUGCGCUCACGCAUGAAUGUUUGCUUCCGCGCCAACAAGGGUGGCGAUGUCGACGAGACGGAGAAGCAGUUCCUCAAAGACGCGACCGCACUUGGCCUCACUGGUCUCAAGGGGCAUCGCUCGGUCGGUGGCGUGCGGGCCUCAUUGUACAACUCGAUCCCUCUGGGGGGAGCAGAGAAGCUGGCCAAGUUUAUUGACGACUUUGCCAAGGCAUGA